GAUGACACGAGUACUUUAUGUAAAGGAACUCCAUAUGGUAAAUUGCCCAUUGGCUUAAAGGAUGUUCAUGUUGACCAAGUUGACUUUCUUCUGGUGACCUUUGAAGACAAAACAAAAUCUCCUAUUAUAUGUGAAGAAAGAGUAUUUUCCAUGACUGAUCUUUGGAUAUAAUUUUAAGGGGUCUCUUUCACAAAAUGGAAACAAGCACCAUAAAAGUUGAACAAGAUGAUGAAAUACUUGGCGAUGUCAGCCAUGCACAAAUAAAAAUGGAAGAAACUGAAUUAAAACAAGAAAGUGGCGAUGAACAAGAAGAAAAAGAACAACAUUGCCCUGAUACCUCACAAACUUUAUCUACUGAAAACGAGGAAGAAUAUGGAGUUCUGUUUUCACAGUACACUACCACACUCUAUGAUGCAGCAAUGGAAGCUGUUACUCAAAGCAUGCUUACCAAUAAAAACAUAAGCAAUCGAAAAAAGUCCCCAGCUUGGAACCAUUUUUUCAUUUCUCCACGAGACAGUACCAAGGCUAUAUGCAUGUACUGUAUGAAAGAAUUUAGUCGGGGCAAAAAUGAAAAAGACCUUAGUACAAGUUGUCUCAUGAGACAUGUAAGAAGGGCACACCCUAGAGUACUUGUUUCUGAAAAUGGAAAUACUUCAGGUAUCUCAUAUUCUCCUCCUACAUUAGUACUACCUCUGCAGCCUCCCGAUGUUGUGGACACUAGUGUCACACCUACAAAAAUAAGGAAACUUGCAACAAAGAUCUCUCCAGAUAAGGUGGUGGAAGAGCCUUCAUCUGUUAUUUCUUCUGAUGAAAUUUCUUCAGACUUGUCAAUAUCUGAGAAAAAUGUUAAAGAGGAUGUUUCCGCUUCCCCCUCAGCAUUACCAAACAGCCAGUCUGAUGAAAAUGCAGAGAAUACCACAGAGAAACCGAUUUCCAAUCCCAAAAAUUCCUCUGGCUCUAGAAGAAGAUCUGCUGUCUGGAAACACUUUUAUUUGUCUCCACUGGAUAACUCAAAAGCUGUUUGCAUCCACUGCAUGAAUGAAUUUAGCAGGGGCAAGAAUGGAAAAGAUUUGGGAACUAGUUGCUUAAUAAGGCAUAUGUGGCGAGCUCAUCGUUCAAUAGUUCUGCAAGAGAAUAGUGGAGGCACAAGCUUGCCACCUCCUUAUUCUGUUCCUCCUACACUUUUGCCAUCUCUUUUACCAGCAGAUGGAGAGGUUGUUUCUGUUUCAGCAUCUCCAGGGAAAAUGGCAAAAGAUCCUGUUUCUGUACCUCCAUCUCCUGACAGGGUGUCAGAAGAUUUGCAGUACUGUACCUCUAAUGAUGACCUAAUUAUUGAUGAUGGAACACCAGUCCUGCAUUCUUCAGAAAAUGUGGCCGAAGCAUUCUGUUCUCCCAAAAAGGCAAAGGCUUGCCGUGGUUCCUCGGGAUAUGAUACACCUGUCCUCUUUCAGCAAAACAAAAAAACUAUAAAAAGGUUGAAAUCUGAAGUUUGGCUUCACUUUACCAUAUCACCAAAUGAUAGUUUGAAAGCUGUGUGUAGGUAUUGUAACUGCAUGAUUAGCAGAGGUAAGAAUGGGGAUUUCGGAACUAGCUGUUUAAUGAGACAUCUUUAUAGGCGGCAUCCAGAAAUCGUUUUAAACCAAAAAAGUUUUGACAUCAGUCUGGCUAAUUCUCCAUAUGCUACAUUAGCAUCUGCCGAAUGCUCAUCCUCAAAAAUGACAGAUUUGUCAGCUGUUGGAGUACACGAUAAUCAGGUUGUUUUUCCUUCAAAUAGUAAGAAGACCUCAAAACUGUGGAAUCAUUUUUCCAUUUGUUCUGCAGAUUCAACUAAAGUAAUAUGUAUGCACUGUGGGCGCACAAUAAGCAGAGGGAAGAAACCAACCAAUUUGGGCACCAGUUGUCUUUUGAGACACUUGCAGAGGUUUCACAGCAAUGUGUUGCAAAGCAAUGGUGUUUCAGAAACCUCGCCAUCUGCUGAUGUACAUCUGCCUGUUAAUUCUGCUUUAACAGCCUCCUCCUUUGAUGAAACCAAUGACAAAUUUAGUGACACUCAUCCUGUUGCCAAAAAAAUCACAAGUCUUGUAGCUGAAAUGAUUGCACUUGAUCUUCAACCGUACUCAUUUGUGGAUGACGUUGGUUUCAACAGACUACUUGAAUACCUUCAGCCUCAAUAUUCAUUACCAUCCCCAUCUUACUUUUCUAGGACAGCUAUACCUGAUAUGUAUGAAAAUGUGAAACACAUAAUUGUGUCCCACUUAAAAGAAGCAGAGAGUGGUGUGAUACAUUUUACAGCAGGGAUCUGGAUGAGCAGUCAGACACGGGAAUAUCUAACACUUACUGCUCACUGGGUUACCUUUGAUUCAUCUUUUAAGCCACACAACGAAGACUAUCACUGUUCAGCACUUCUGCAUGUUUCCCAGAUUGACUGUGACUAUAAUGGUGUCAGCGUUCAAAAACAUCUAGAAUACUUGUGGGAGUCCUGGAUUACCUCAUUUGGGCUUCAGAUCGGCAUCACCGUUACUGAUAAUCACAGCAUAGGGAAAACAUUAAAUGAAAAUGACCGGUCAAGUGUUGAAUGUUUUGGGCACACUAUCAAUCUUGUUGUAAAUGAGGCCAUUAAGAGUCAAAGAAUGGUUCAAAAUCUGCUUAGCAUCGCCAGAAAAAUUUGUGAACGCGUUCACAGAUCAACAAGAGCAAAGGAGAAGCUAGCAGAACUCCAGAAAGACUAUGGAUUACCACCUCAUCCACUGAUCCAAGAUGUCCCAUCAAAAUGGAAUACUUCAUUUCAUAUGUUAGAACGGUUAAUUGAACAAAAAAGGGCAAUUGAUGAAAUGUCAAUCGAAUGCAACUUCCGGGAGUUGAUAAGCUGUGACCAAUGGGAGGUCAUGCAGUCUGUCUGUCACGCAUUAAAACCGUUCGAAGCUGCCAGUAAAGAAAUGAGCAUGCACACAGCUACUUUAAGUCAGGUAAUUCCAAUGAUUCACAUACUUAACCGAAAGAUUGAAAUGUUGUUUGAAGAGACGAUGGGAAUAGACACCAUGCUAAAAUCACUUAAGGAGGCUAUGGUUUGUCGCUUGUCCUCCACGCUUCAUGAUCCAAGAUAUGUGUUUGCAACGCUUUUAGACCCUCGGUACAAAGCAUCCUUAUUUGCAGAGGAGGAAGCCGAGGAGUACAAACUAGGAUUAAUCAGGGAACUGGAAAUACUUCACUCUACCUCAGAUGAGUCUCCUGUUCUUAACGGGUGUAACAAACAUUCUCCUAACCACAAGGAGGACAAUAUUUGGUCGCUCAUGGCCAACAUUAAAAAGUCCAAGAACUUAAAAGAGAAAUUACCUGAAGAUAUUGUGUUGGCCUACUUGGAAGAAGAGGUCCUGGAGCAUAACUGUGAUCCGCUCACUUACUGGAAUUUAAAGAAAGCCUCAUGGCCAGUUUUGUCGAAGCUGGCAGUCCGAUUUCUUGGCUGUCCACCCAGCAUUGUUCCUUCAGAGAAGCUUUUUAACACCUCAAAUGACAGUGGGAGUUUUAACCAAACUAGACUAAUGAUGGAACAUUUUGAGCAACUAAUCUUUUUAAAAGUAAACCUCCCUUUAAUUUACUUUCAGUAUUGAAAUGAUUAGAAUUGUCAGGUGAAUAUUCUUGUUCCUUACCGAAUUUAACUGUAUUUUGUACAUUUUUGUUAACUUGCUCCUCUUGGGGGCCAUGUAUGACACUGAAUAAGUGACUAGUUUUUUGCGUUACAAUGUUUCGCUUUAAAUAUUGUCUACAUGUGCCUUACUUGGUUUUUCAGGCAAGCAGAUCUUGUACGUUUUUAAAACCUUAGAAAUUAAGACUUGCUUUUAAAAUUCUGUUUUAGUUGUCAUAUUUGUAAAUAUGUAUGUAAAAUGAUUUUUUUUUUUUUGUUAUAGGAUGGGGAAAAAAGAUGUAAACAGUUUUAUUCUGUAGUUUUACGUAAAUUUUUAUGUACAAAAUGGAAAGGUACUGUAUUUUAGUCAUUGCUUUUGAUAGUGGUUUUUGUACUUCUGUGUUUUAAAAUUUCAGGUUAUGAAUUCAUCAUAGGUGCUUGUUUAAUGUAGUCUUUAGUAACAAUAAUAUUUUUGUUGCCUCAAAGUCUUUCUAAAAUUAAAACUGGGUUCACUUCUGAUUUUCCCAGUUGCUUGGACUACAUUACAUCAGCCCUAUUGGUUUGUAUUUGAAAUGGAAAAAUGUUUACGGCUUUCUGUCAGUAUAGUCUUUAGUGCAUUCAUUUUGUCUAAAAACAGUCAACCAGCUAGAAUGUGGAACAACAAAACAAUGUGUACAACUGCCUGCAUUCAAAAAAGACUUCCAGUACUGUUCUACUGUGGACCUUAUGUUGGUAAUGUCUUAUUUAAUAUUAAUUGUGUAUUAGUUUGUUGUAAAAUACUUCAGAAGCUGUGCCACUGAAUAAAAUACAAAUUCAGUCCUGAAAAUGCAUAUAAAAAAAAAAUACCCCAAGAGACACUCCUUGUAAGUAUUUUACUAUAGUUUUGUUCACAGCAUUGAGGAAAUGCUAACUUGAAAAACAUGUACAUAGAUGUAGCAGAUUGCUGAUUUUUUUUUUUUUUUUUUUUUUUUUACACAGACUUGUAAACCCCGAAAUCUGAGCAAAUAUUUCAUGUGCUGCUUUCACAAACAUCAGGAAAUUGCCAUAAAUGACCUAACAUUUCCUUUUUGUUGCUGUAUUAUAUUUUGUUAUUUUAAUUGUAUUUUUAGGAAAACUGUACUAAAGUCUGAUCUUUUUUUUAAACUGUGUAUUUAUAAACGGUCAUCCAAUGUUUCAGAAUUAAAUCAUAUACAGCA
This is a messenger RNA of Nanorana parkeri, 4818 nucleotides long. It is a transcript of the gene ZBED4, whose product is annotated as zinc finger BED-type containing 4. NCBI's taxonomy places the organism in Eukaryota, Metazoa, Chordata, Amphibia, Anura, Dicroglossidae. Gene Ontology annotation, molecular function: DNA binding; protein dimerization activity. The record is from RefSeq and is a predicted model, not a curated record. The transcript has a single exon. The coding region runs from base 195 to 3608 and encodes 1137 amino acids.